This is a messenger RNA of Brettanomyces bruxellensis, 3162 nucleotides long. RefSeq lists its product as uncharacterized. The transcript has a single exon. Gene Ontology annotation, cellular component: cytosol. Lineage: Eukaryota; Fungi; Ascomycota; Pichiomycetes; Pichiales; Pichiaceae. The record is from RefSeq and is a predicted model, not a curated record. The coding region runs from base 1 to 3162 and encodes 1053 amino acids. Gene Ontology annotation, biological process: cytoskeleton organization.
AUGAAAAGCGGUCCUCCGCCAAGUUUUAUGCUUCCUAAAAAGCCACAAAAUGAAGAAUGCCUAGAGAAUGCAGGUGAAGAUGAUAGUAACAAAGAUGAAGAAGCAGGAAACGAAGAUGAUGAAGUAAAUGAAGAAGACCAGGAAAAUGGUGCUGAUACAAUUGCCAAUGAAGAAAAAAAAGGUGCUGAAAUACCCGCUAUCGGUGAUCUAAACGAUCUGGAUGAUGACGACAACUUUAUUAUUGAUAAAAAUGAAAUGGUUGAGACAAGUGAUGACCAAGAUCUCUUGUCAUCCCCCAGCAGUAAGAUAUCUCUUGAAUCAGAAGGAGAACAGGAAAUAGACGGAUUUACGAACUUCAACAUGAUUUUAGAAUAUCCAAAGUUGAAGUUUGAUUAUAAACUAUUGGAUACAUUUGAUGAAGGGCUUAUGGAUUGGUUUAGUGCGAAGGAUCUUCAAAAUCUUAGAGAUGUGAAAUUGUUGGCCCUAUCCUCGAAAUAUCACAAUAAUAUUUCCCUUUUCUUAAAGAAAACAGGCUUGCAAUUAAAAUCAUUACUUUCAAGUGAUGAUGACAGCGUAUCCUACGAUGCUCAAAUUCUAAAGCAUAUUAUUGGUAUAUUGUAUAUUAGUCUAGGGUCGUACGGGGAUGCCAUAGACAAGGAGCAACUGAAUAAAAGAAUAAAGGAUAAUUCACAUAAAUUAGUUCAUGAAGAUAUACUAAUACGGCAAAUCAUAAAUAUAACACUAUCACGGGCAAACAAGCUAGCGGAUGCAGGCAAUUGCGAAAAUAAUAUAUCUGCUAGGUGCUUGAAGCUUUGGUCCUCCGAAAUGUUUUACACAUUGACAAUCUUGCACAUAAUAUCAUUAGUGUAUUUGAAGUAUCUGAAAGAUGAUGAAUCAGAGUAUUUCAAAUUGGUUGAUCUUUUUGAUCACGCAAAUGUGCUUGAAGAGGUCACGAAGGUAAUAGACAAGUGGAGAUGGAUUUCAUGCGAAUCUGAAAGAAACGAUCCUGCUAGUAUUAUAAAUUCAUUUUCUAAAGGUAAUAUUCCAGAAAAUAAGGAAGACAUUAGUCGUUCCACAAGUCAAAAAAAGAAUAUUGACGCCUCAAAUUCUCCAGCAAAAUCGCAAAAGUCUUUGAAUAUUGUUAUGUCGUUUAAACUUCGAAACAUUGUGAUAUUUUUGGGUGACCUAAUACUUUUGGAAUUCGGUAAUUUGGAGGAUUUAAAGAGCACACGAGAUUACCUAGAAUUUAGAAACGACAAAAAAGGGAAUCCAGAGAAAUCGAAAUUGAGCAGUUCACUUACUGUUUCUCCUAUCGAUUACAGAAGGUACAGAGAGAAUUUGGUUGCUCGUUAUCCUACGUUCACUCCACCAAAGUACAACGUUUCAGAAAUAUUGAAGUUAUCUUUACGAAAUGAAAAGGACACUCCAACGACAACUUUGCCAGAUAUCACGAGUUCCAUAUCGAUGCUUAGUUCUGAAGGUAAAGCGAGAUCAAUAGAGGAUGAAAGCAUCAGUGAUGGCUCAAAACUGACUGAGUCACCUCCUCCUGAAAUACACAUAGCUACUCCAAUGCCAUCACCAUCUCUUACACCUCAGAGUACGGGUGGAUCCGGUAACUUUUCAACACUUGAAGAUGCGGAUGCAGAUGUUAGAAGACGUUUAAAUCCUUCCCAGUCCAGUUAUCCAAAUAUAUACCCUCUUAGUCGGAAAGUGCCAUACAGUAUUGAAGAGGCCAGCAAUAUUCUCUAUCAGCACGUGAGCGAUGACUUCAAUUCCAAACAGUUUGUUUCCGUGUUUGAACAAUUUGUCCGUGAUGAAAAGGGAUUAAAGACCGAGACUGAUUACAUGAAUUCGAAUAGUGGAUCAGAUCCAUAUAAAUAUACGCAGGAGGAUAUCAAGCAGAAUCCUAUGUUUGUACAUGAGCUUAAAUCAUUGCAAAGAGUCGAAAAGUAUUAUAAGAAUUGUCUCUCUUAUUUUAGCUCCUUGAUAUAUGUAUUGAUUCAAAUUUUUUCAUCAAACGUUAUCCCUCUACGUGGAAAUGAACGGCCAUUCCACAAAAUAGGCCAACACUCACAUGCAAGCUACCCCUAUAUGAAUGGAUCACAGGAAAGUACCGAGGAAGAUGAUAAAUUGCCAUAUAUUCCUUCCAAAUUAACGUGCAGUGAGAAACAGAAGCUUGAAGUUUUGCGCAUGAAGGAAUCAACCUUAAAAAGUUCAUCCACUAUCAUUGUUUUAUUAUCCAAAUGGUUCAAGACUUCGCACAUUCUUAAAUAUGAGUACUUUCUGUCACUUUUGUUUGACAGCAAUUUCAUUACUCAAUCAUUCAGGUUGCUAAACAGUAACAAAAUUCACUCCAGAUGGAGCCAUUCAUAUGAUUUCAAAGAUCCGGACAGCCUGAUGAAGAACCGUCUAAUCUAUUGUGACUAUGAGGCUUUGUAUCAAUUGAAUGAUUAUAAUUUUUAUUUGAAGGCUUUAAGUCUCUCCUCAGAAGCAAGAACUCCAAAUACUACAGAGAUAGACGAGAAGGCUAUUUAUGAACAUAUAUUUGAUUUAAGUGAGCGGAAUUCUGAUAAAAGUGCACUAUCAUUCAUUCUACCUUUUAAUGCACAAUGCAAUUUAACAGUGGAAAGACCAAAUAGCCGAUAUUGUGUGAUUGUGACAAAUAUUUUUGAGGAGAUAUACAUGAUGAUAUCGCAUUUCAAGAUUCAACGGAUAUAUAAACUACUUGAAACGCGGCCAACAGAUACUUUGAGGUUUUACUUGACUCUUUUCAACAAAACUUUGUACAAGCCGAUACUAAAAAUCAUCAAACUAAUGAGUCCAUUUAGUGGUAAGAAAUGGAGAGCGAACAACAUGGACAUGAUUUCGUUUGUUUAUCUAUUUUACAAGAUUGGAUUACGGGAUAGAUGGUUGACAAAUUAUUUCACUGGAACUCUUGAGGAACGCUUAAAGGUUUCAUAUGAAAACGAAUUUUCUUUACGGUGCCUUUUAAAAUAUUAUAAUGUCAAGAACUAUUCUGAAAUUUUGAAGAAGUUCGGCUAUAAUACACAGGGAGAGAAGUUUUUAAACAGUCUGAGAAAGGAGAAUGAAAACUUUUUUGACACGCAAUUGAUGGAUGGUAAUCAAAAUGAUGAAUUUCAUGAUUAUCUUAAGCUCGAGUGA